Molecule: messenger RNA, 2115 nt
Organism: Panicum virgatum (switchgrass)
Lineage: Eukaryota; Viridiplantae; Streptophyta; Magnoliopsida; Poales; Poaceae
Product: pentatricopeptide repeat-containing protein At1g53600, mitochondrial-like
Exons: 1
Coding region: 36-2081 (681 amino acids)
Biological process (GO): RNA modification
Molecular function (GO): RNA binding; protein binding
Source: RefSeq, a predicted model, not a curated record
UUCCCCUGGCAAGCUGGCAGCGGCGGCUGGCGGCAAUGGCCGCGCUGCGGCUACCAAGAGCUCCAGCCACGGCGGCCCUGGUCGGCGGGGGCGUCCCGCGCCGCCUCCCCACCCCGGAGCAGCCCCCGCCGGUGCGGGCACCCAACACGGCCCACCUCAACGCGCUGCUCACGGCCUACGGCCGCCGCGGCCGCAUCCGCGAUGCCCAGCAGGUGUUCGACCGGAUGCCCCGCCGCGACGUCAUCUCCUGGACGGCCCUCCUCACCGCCUACGCGGACGCCGGCGACCACGCCUCCGCGCGCCUCGUCUUCGACGACAUGCCCCGCCGCAACGCCGUCUCCUGGAACGCGCUGCUCUCGCUCUACCUCCGCGCGGGCGCGGGAACGCCCGCCACCACUACGCCGGUCGCGCACGCGCUCUUCGCGAAGAUGCCGGCCAAGAACGCUGUGUCUUACGGCGCCAUGAUCACGGGGCUCGCCAGGGCUGGCAUGCUGCGGGAGGCCCAGGUGGUGUACGGGGAGAUGCCGCUGCGGUGGCGGGACCCUGUGGGGUCUAACGCGAUGAUAGCUGGGUACCUCAGAGCCGGGGAACUUGACAUGGCGCUGAGGGUGUUUGACGGAAUGGAGGCAAGUGACGUCUUUUCCUGGAGCUCUCUGGUUGAUGGACUGUGUAAGCAUGGGACUCUAUCAGAGGCGAGGAGGCUGUUCGAGGCAAUGCCGGAGCGGAAUGUGGUGUCCUGGACCUCAAUGAUCCGGGGGUAUGUGAAACGUGGGAUGUGCCGAGAUGGUCUCUUGCUGUUCCUGGACAUGAGAAAUGAAGGUGUUCCGGUUAAUGAAACAGCACUCUCAGUGGUGCUGGAUGCUUGUUCUGAGGCGAGUCUUGUCAGAGAAGGAAUUCAGAUUCAUGGGUUGAUUAUAUCAAUGGGUUUUGAAAUGAACGUUUUCUUGGGUGACUCAAUAAUCAUAAUGUAUUCCCGCUUCGGUUGGAUGGUCAAUGCUAGAAGGGUGUUUGCUUUCAUGGAGCAGAAGGACAUAGUAUCGUGGAACUCAUUGAUCACAGGGUAUGUUCAGAAUAACAUGAUUGAAGAUGCUCAUGUGCUUUUCAAGCUGAUGCCUGAGAGGGAUGCUGUUUCUUGGACAUCAAUGUUAGUUGGGUUUGCUAAUAGGGGUUGGAUGAGAGAGGCCGUUGACCUCUUUGAGGAAAUGCCAGAAAAAGAUGAGGUGGCUUGGGCUGCAGUUAUUUCCAGUUUCAUUUCAAAUGGAGACUAUGUAAAUGCGGUCCGGUGGUUUUGUCGUAUGUCAAAGGAAGGGUGCACGCCUAAUACAGUGGCUUUUAGUUGUUUGCUGAGUGCUUUGGCUAACCUGGCAAUGGUGAAUCAGGGACUGCAAGCUCAUGCCUAUGCAGUCAACAUGGGAUGGAUAUUUGACUCAGCUGUUAACACUUCUUUGGUGACAAUGUAUGCAAAAUGCGGUAGGUUGGCUGAGGCUCAUCGUGUUUUCUCAAGCAUUAGCAAUCCAAGCCUUAUUGCCACUAAUUCUAUGAUUGCGGCAUUCGCGCAACAUGGCUUGGCUGAAGAUGCGCUCAAACUUUUCAACAGAAUGCAAUAUGACGGACAAAGGCCUAACCACGUGACAUUCUUGGGAAUACUGACUGCUUGUGCACGAGCUGGAUUAGUUCAACAAGGUUAUAACUACUUCGAAUCCAUGAGAUCUGUCUAUGGCAUUGAACCAAACCCUGACCACUAUACAUGCAUGGUUGAUCUUUUAGGCCGUGCAGGCUUCCUUGCUGAAGCACUGGAAAUGAUUAAUUCGAUGCCCCAGAAAGAUUAUGCUGAUGCAUGGGCAGCUUUGCUUAGCUCUAGUAGCCUCCAUUCUAAUCUUUCUUUUGCAAAAUUAGCAGCACAGAGGCUACUUGAGAUGGAUCCUUACAAUGCAACAGCUUACACAGUCCUGUCAAACAUGUUCACCUCAGCAGGGAUGAAGGAUGAUGAAGAGAUGCUAAAAGUUGCACAGUUAUCCAACACGGCUACUAAAAAUCCUGGGUAUACCCUCAUCAUACAGGAAAAGAGUAACACAGAAUGAGCGCCAUCAGGUGCAGAUAACUGGCAUAUAGUAA